Molecule: messenger RNA, 1845 nt
Organism: Caenorhabditis bovis
Lineage: Eukaryota; Metazoa; Nematoda; Chromadorea; Rhabditida; Rhabditidae
Source: the annotation of a GenBank genome assembly
AUGGCUGAGUUUGUGAUUCAGCUUCUUCAAGAAUACAUCUCUAAACUUCGAAGAACAAAUGAGUUUAAACAACUCACUCCUUCGAAGUAUGUGGAUGAGCGAAAGAAACCUGCUCAACUGAACGCUGCUCCUACUGGCGUACAAUUAGUUCCUGCAUUUGUCUCCGAUUCAACAAAUCAGAUGAUCAACUACCAGAACUCGUCAACUGCAAAUUUUUCAAAUGUGAGAUGGUCAUAUGCUUCGCAUGAACAACAAAUCUACCAUGGACAACCUCCACAUCCAGCACUUUCUGCAUCACAACAACUAUUUGCGUAUGAUCAAAACUUCCAACCAACAGCACCGCAAAUGCAGCAUCAAUUUUUUGGUGAACAAUACUUCCAACCAACACCUCCACAUCCACAUAAUCAAUUUUUUGGCGAACAAUACAUCCAACAAACACCAUCGCAGACGCAUAAUCAAUUUUUUGGUGGACACUGCUUUCAACAGACUCCGUCGCAGCAUCAAUUUGUCCGUGGACAGAACAUUAGACCACUUCAACAAAUACAUCAGCCAUAUACAUAUGAAAGAAAUUUUCCCCUAUCACCAUCGGAACACUCGUAUCACCAAUAUCAAUACCCAAUGCCCCCACAAUAUCAUGCAUUUGGUAUUGAACAGCGUCAGCCGGCAUCACCACUCCAGCAGCAAUUUCCAUCUGAACCGUAUAUCCUAUCACCACCACAGCAGUUAAAUGAUCAAGUUUAUCUUCCUUAUAAGUUCUGCCAACAAAAAAGUCGACAACAACAAGUUUUCAACGAACGGAAUUGCGGAGUUUCUUCUCAGGAGCUUCCACGUCAGUUGCCACGUCCUGUACCGCUGGGAAUUUGCAUGCAUUCUGAUAUCUUAUGUAACGGCACCGUAGAUGAAAGCGUACCAAUAGCUGAAGGUCAAUAUUUCUCCUCGACGGAAUCUGAAGGAUACACAAAUGGCGAAAAUCAGUCAGGAACAAGCUCCGACUCAUUGGCUUUCUCAUCUGUGACUGAAGCAAACGUCAGGACUAAUGCACAGUGGAUUGCGAAGGAAAAUGAAGAGAAAAAUUUGGAAGUUGGAGUUUUUGACAAUAAAACUGAUAUUUCCUGCUCUCAAUUAACAAGAGAAAAGAAUGCCACCACUGCUGCAUCUUCAGAAAACAUUGGAGCAAAUAGUGGAGAAGAAGAGGAAAUAGUGGAGAAGAAAUCGCCAGCAGAAUUUUCUGAUAAAAACGAUGAUUUGGAAACAAAAUUGACUCAAAAUGCUGCUAAAAAUGUUUCUUCUGUAAUUACGAAAAUUGCGCCUCAGUAUAGCAAAAUUGCGACAUCUCAGAAUCACGAAUAUGAAAUUUGCUCAACUGUACUACCAUCCAAACAAACGACAUCGAAAGUAUCUGUUGUGGAAAGUAAAAUUGACCAAGACGCGUACGAGGAGAAAUUUCUUAACCAUUUAACGGAUGCAGAGAUUGUUGGGUUUAAAGAAAAAAAUGAAAAAGAUUCAUGGAUUGAGCCUACCAAAAAGCACAUCGCAAAAAAUGCUAUAAAAAUUGACAUGCGGAAAGUUCUGAUGUAUCAAAUGUGUGAAGACAAUAAGACAGAUAACCCUCCGAUUGAUAUUGUUGAAACUCAGCAUGUAAAUGAAAGUGAUGACGAAGUCGUCGAAGAUGAGAAGACAAAAAAAGAAGUUUUAAAAUCCCUGCAGAAGAAUCAGAAUAAAAGGAAAGUUAAGACGAAAAAGGACAAUAAUGGCGAAAACAAGAAAAAGAAGAACAAGAAAACCGUCAAAGUAACUAUUCCGGACAAUUUAGAAUCGAUGCUGCCUGUAAAAGACAAGUAUUAA